This is a messenger RNA of Chelonus insularis, 772 nucleotides long. RefSeq names its product nucleoside diphosphate kinase (gene awd). Gene Ontology annotation, biological process: GTP biosynthetic process; CTP biosynthetic process; UTP biosynthetic process. Lineage: Eukaryota; Metazoa; Arthropoda; Insecta; Hymenoptera; Braconidae. The coding region runs from base 92 to 562 and encodes 156 amino acids. The transcript has 3 exons. Gene Ontology annotation, molecular function: nucleoside diphosphate kinase activity. The record is from RefSeq and is a predicted model, not a curated record.
UGAGUACAGUUUCCGAGUCUCUCUUUUCAGUUUGGACUACCGGCAGUGUGUGAUCUUGUGAUUUAUUAUAAAUUAAUUUAUUUCAUUUACAAUGGCUGAAAAUAAGGAAAGAACCUUUAUCAUGAUCAAGCCUGAUGGCGUUCAACGUGGACUCGUUGGAAAAAUUAUUCAAAGAUUUGAAGAAAAAGGUUUCAAACUUGUGGCCAUGAAAAUGGUUUGGGCAUCCGAGGACCUUCUCAAAGAACACUAUGCCGAUUUGUCUUCCAGACCAUUCUUUCCAGGUUUAGUUAAAUACAUGAGCUCUGGUCCAGUAGUUCCAAUGGUUUGGGAAGGAUUAAAUGCAGUUAAAACUGGCCGUGUAAUGCUUGGAGAAACAAAUCCAAAAGAUUCAGCACCUGGUACCAUCCGUGGAGAUUUCUGUAUCCAAGUUGGACGUAACAUUAUUCAUGGAUCGGACUCAGUCGAAUCAGCUCAGAAAGAAAUUAAACUUUGGUUUGGCGAAAAAGAUAAGAAAGAAGUUAUCGAUUGGGCAUCAUGGGCUGAAAAGUGGAUUUAUGAAUAAGUGUUCAGUGAAUUUAUGAUAAACUAUGUUAAACAUACGAAAAUGAAAGAAUGUUGGCAAGAAUUAUAAGUUAACUUAAAUAAUUGGCUAUCUUGUUAAAAUCAUUCACUGCCAAUUUAUUAUUGAAUUGUUACUUGUAAUGAGAUCAAACGUUUCUUAGUAAGAUCCCAAAUGUUAUUUCAAAAAAUAAAAUGUAUUUCCAUUCCUAUA